Molecule: messenger RNA, 897 nt
Organism: Ascoidea rubescens DSM 1968
Lineage: Eukaryota; Fungi; Ascomycota; Saccharomycetes; Ascoideales; Ascoideaceae
Gene: OST6
Product: dolichyl-diphosphooligosaccharide--protein glycotransferase
Exons: 1
Cellular component (GO): oligosaccharyltransferase complex
Source: RefSeq, a predicted model, not a curated record
AUUUUACAAGGAGAAAGAAAUCAUUAUUUUGUCUUGAUGUUUACUGCCACGAAUCCUCAAAUUCCCUGCGAUGUCUGUAAAGAAUUUUUACCAACUUUUUCACAAGUUGCAAGCUCAUAUAACAGUCUAAAUUCUAAUGACGAUAAAUUAUUUUUUGGUAUUGCUGAAUUUAUAAAUAACAAAAAGUUGUUUGGUUAUUUAAAAAUGAAAAAUGUUCCUCAUCUUUGGGUUUUACCUCCAAACACUAACCUCAAUGAAGCUAAAUAUUAUGGAAUUGAAGAUGAAUCUGAACUAGAGCUUCAAUACGAUAUUAAGGUCUCAAAACAUUUCAAUUAUCAGAUCAAUUCAAAAAGAUCAACUCCCUUAGAGUUUGCCAAAUUCAUCUCUCAGGCUUCUCAUAUUUCUAUUCAAGUAAAACAACCAAUUAAUUCCCAAGAAUAUUUAACAUAUGUUUUAUUUGGCUUUGCCAUUUUAUUAAUUAUCAAAAAGAGAUCUGGUAGAAUAGUUAAUAAUAUUAAAAAAGGCAAAAUUUGGUCAGUAUUAUCAGUAUUAUUUUCAAUUUGUUUUGUGAGUGGUUAUAUGUUUACAUUUGUUAAAAACGUUCCAUUUGUUGCAAAUAAUGAUAAAAAGGAAUUUAUAUAUAUAUCUGGUGGUCAAUCGUAUCAAUUCGGUAUUGAGAUUCUAAUAGUUGGUGGUGUUUAUGCAAUUCUUGGUGCGUUAGUUUGUAUUUUGGUACUAUACAUUCCAAAUCUAAAUGAAGAAGAAUACGAUGAUGUUAAAAAAAAUACAUUGGUUUUAAUUUUAGUUUUUCUAAUCUAUUUAUUUUAUAGUCUAUUGACAUCUAUAGUGUUAAGGAAGGACUCAAGUUAUAUUAAUUGGUUUACAAAAAUGAUUUAA